Molecule: messenger RNA, 4599 nt
Organism: Colossoma macropomum (tambaqui)
Lineage: Eukaryota; Metazoa; Chordata; Actinopteri; Characiformes; Serrasalmidae
Exons: 18
Coding region: 754-4599 (1281 amino acids)
Biological process (GO): protein phosphorylation
Molecular function (GO): ATP binding; protein binding; protein kinase activity
Source: RefSeq, a predicted model, not a curated record
UGUGUGUGUGUGUUCUCGUUUUGAUCUCUUCAUGGGGACACCACCCUGUUUACACACCAACCAAAUGGGGACGCAAAACGUUGUGGGGACAAAAACCAUGGUCCCCAUGAGGGAGACCCCUUAAAACGUAUAGCGGAGGGUGUGACUAGGUGCCUCCCGCUCGAUUUAGCUUAGGCCCACGAUGAAGGUUUGGACCUGAAGUGUGUGUGUGAAGCUGUGCUCCACAGCGGCCUCUGUAGUCUGGAGCUGGUUUUGCAGGGGGUGGGACCACGCCCGCCCGCUUAACACACUCUGCAAGUCUAAUUUAUGCAAAUCCGUCCUGAGGGGAACGCUGCGCAUGCGCACUAGUAAGGUAAACAGACUUAGCUCUAAAAGCGAACAUAUUCAACUCUGAAGGUAAUAUGAAUUUCCGAAAAUGUCCACAGUUUUUUGGUCUAAUAAACAUUCAUAGUACAUCCCAAAUGUAUAUUACAUCAUAAAAUCUAUGUAGAGUAAUUAUUAAGUCUAACAAAAUUGUUAACUCAAUCAUGUUUCAUGGUCUAACAUGCUGUGCAUUCAGUAGGUCAAUACAACUACUUACUUUUGUGCAGCGAUAAAGCUAAUAAUUCCUAAAAUGUGAGUUACAAUCAUAGUUCUACAGUUUUUCAGAGUAUAUUAAAGCAUUUUUGCGUUUUUAUAAUGUGUUUGCGAAGAGUGAAAUCAGCAAACGUAGCUGUCUUAAAAUGGUGGAUGUAGUUUUUUGAAGCUUCUCUCAUGGUCCGUAAACACUACUACAGGAAGUCGCCGAGAACUACAUUUCCCUUCCUGCCUCACUUCCUCUCUGGCACGGCUGUGUGGCUAAUUGGCCAUUUUCUCUGCUUUGUCCAAACGGAGAGAAAGUCAAUAUAUGGACAGUUCCUUGAAGAGUUAAAAAUGCCACGAAGAAUCAGCCCACUGCAAGACGCCAUGCAUCAUGUGAUCACAAAGACUGACAAGACGUCAAAGCUAGAGGUGAAGUACAUCAAUCCCUUGAAAGGACGUGGUGUCUUCUCCUUAGCUCAAUUUUCCAAGAGUGAUUUUGUGGUUGAGUACAGGGGGGAUAGGAUUGAUUUUAGUGAAGCUCAACGAAGAAGAAAAAUCUACCACCGUCUUUGUACUGUGUUCAUGUUUGACUUCAAAUGGAAGGGGAAAAUGUGGUGUAUUGAUUCUGCCAAAGAAGAUGGAUCAUUUGGGAGGUUGGUUAACGAUGACCACAAGCACCCAAAUUGCAGAAUGAAGAUGAUUGAAGUAGAUGGAAGGCCACAUCUCUGCCUGUUUGCCAUAGAAGACAUAAAACAGGGAGAUGAAAUCACCUAUGAUUAUGGAGGAAAUGACUGGCCAUGGCGAAAGAAGGUUAGGGACGACACAGUUUCCAAGAGUAACGCCAAAGAGAGUCAGCCACCAUCCCUGUCGGAACCUGUUCUAUCUGUUCUAUGUUCCUCAGCAAGUGAUCAGGUUAGGGAGGACACAGUUUCCAAGAGUAACACCAAAGAGAGACUGCCACCAUCCCUGUCAGAACCUGUUCUAUCUACUUGUUCCUCAGCAAGUGAUCAGGUUAGGGAGGAAACAAUUUCCAAGAGUAACACCAAAGAGAGACAGCCACCAUCCCUGUCAGAACCUGUUCUAUCUACUUGUUCCUCAGCAAGUGAUCAGGUUAGGCAGGACACAGUUUCCAAGAGUAACACCAAAGAGAGACUGCCACCAUCCCUGACAGAACCUGUUCUAUCUACUUGUUCCUCAGCAAGUGAUCAGGUUAGGGAGGACACAGUUUCCAAGAGUAACACCAAAGAGAGACUGCCACCAUCCCUGACAGAACCUGUUCUAUCUACUUGUUCCUCAGCAAGUGAUCAGGUUAGGCAGGACACAAUUUCCAAGAGUAACACCAAAGAGAGACAGCCACCAUCCCUGUCAGAACCUGUUCUAUCUACUUGUUCCUCAGCAAGUGAUCAGAGGACUAGGAAGGACACAAUUGCAGAGAGCAGUGCUCAAGAGAACUGUCAGCCAUUGCAGUCUCGACCCGCUCUGUCUGCUUGUUCCUCAGCAAGUGAUAAGAUGAGAAAUUCCAAUCCUGAGAAGACUGCCUGGGUCACCCCUAUGUCUCGUCAGUCAGAGCCUCUGAAGGAUCACAGCAACGACAGCAGUUCUGGGCAGAGUUCUUCAUUAGAAGACACUGAUGAAGAGGAUGUGCAUGUACCUAGAUUAAGAAGGACUAGAAGUGUUAUAAUGAGAGGGUUUGUUCCUGAAGAUUCAGAUGAGCUGUUUGAUUCUACUCCAGAUAGUGGAAAGGAGUACAUCCCUAACUCUAGAGAUGAAAGGAACGAAAGUAGUUCAGAGAGUAGUACCUCCCUAAAACCAGUGAAACAGAGCCGUCUGUCUUCCACAGAUGAAGCUAUCCCCUCUAAUCUUGUCCCUCAUAGCACAUCUUCAGGUGUCAUGGGUGUUACAGAGAGAAGCAACCUUGAAGUUAUGGAUCUAAAUAAAUGGCCCAGCAAAAGUCCUCCAGUAAUAGAGAGUGAUGGAGUCUGCAGCAAUUCUGAGCUUGUGCAACAAGAAGGGGCAGUAGUAGUCAAUGCACCUGUACCUUCACACAUAAGCAAAGCACUGUGGAAGACUUUAAGCCUCAUGAAUGCAGAUGAAAUCACAGCUGCUGUCAAAAAUGAUAGCUGCAUCAUUCAGCUGGGGGAACAUUUGUUGAACAAAGGUGGAUCAACUGCAAAGAAUGAGGCAUGCUUACGACAGAAGUUGCGAGAACUAGGAAAACUACUGAUCACUGGCAGAAAAGUUGCAUCUCUGAAGACAAUGGAAGAUUUUAUACAUCCUCAAAACUACAUGAAGAUGGUUCAAGCUGUCAGACAUACAUGUGGAUAUGAUAGUGAAGCCAACACAUACAAAACUCCUUCUCUGGCAAAGAAACUUGGAAUAAGCCUGAUGAAGCUCAGCAAACUCGUGAAAGCUCAAGCUUUGAUUGCGAAAGACCACUGCUUGGCACAGAAGCUCAGUAACUUCCAAGAAAUACAUAAAGAACGGUGGUGUGAACUGAUCUCAGCAACAGCAGCACGAAAUCUUGAGGAGUCAAAGUGGAAUGCCCCCACAGUGUUGCCUUUUACAGAAGAUGUGCAAAAACUUCAUGCAUUUCUCAAUAAAAUGCAGGAUGAAUUGAUCAAGCAGUUAUCAGCAGAGCCCACAUCAAAAUACUGGUCUGAUCUUGCAAAGGUCGCUUUGACUCAGAUCAUGCUCUUUAACCGUCGUAGAGAGGGAGAGGUAUCGUGUAUGCUCCUAUCCGCUUUCUUAUCCAGGGACACCAGUGAUCCACAUGAUGACAUAGAUUGGGCCCUCUCCGAAGUUGAGAAAAAACUCUGCAGGCACUUCUCCAGAAUUGUGAUCAGAGGAAAAAGAGGACGUCCAGUUCCUAUUCUGCUGACCCCUAAAAUGCUGAAUGCAGUAGAGUUGCUUGUGAAGAACAGGGAGACUUGUGGAGUGCUGAAAGACAAUGUUUAUCUCUUUGCUCGGCCAUCAGCAAUGUCACAUUACAGAGGCUCAGAUUGUAUCCGCAGCUUUGCAAAGUCUUGUAAUGCAAAUAGUCCUGAUGCACUGACAUCCACAAAACUGCGAAAACAUGCUGCCACUCUUUCUACAGUUCUAAACUUGAAGGACACAGACAUGGAUCAGUUAGCAAACUUCCUGGGACAUGACAUCAGAAUUCAUAGGGAGUUCUAUCGCCUUCCUGAAAAGACCCUCCAACUUGCAAAAGUCAGCAAAGUUCUUAUGGCAUUAGAACAAGGGAGACUUGGAGACUUCAAGGGCAAGAAUUUGGAUGAGAUCAGUAUUGACCCAAAUGGACCAGCAGCGGGGCAGGCAGAUGUUCGUAGCGGCCUCGGUCAGCGACCGGCUGGCUGUAUUUCGCGGCAGCCCAGGGAGGAGGACUUCGACGUUUCCCUGGUGAUGGGCCUGAUCGCGAUGGCGAAUUCGGGAGUGGGCGAAGUGACUAGUUGGAUGGCAGCAUGGCAGUUCCAAAGUUCUUGGGACUUCCAAGACUCAGGGCAACAGUUCUGUAACAUAGUACAGCUCAUCGAGUGGUUUGACGAGCCUGAGGGAUACAUCCUGAUCCUGGAGCGCCCUGACCCUUGCAUGGACUUGGAGAGUUUCCUGAAAAGCCUCGGAAAUUGCGUGGAAGAAGAGACGGCCCGAGCCAUAAUGGUCCAAGCAGUGGAGGCAGCGAGCCAGUGCAGUACGCAAGGUGUCCUGCAUCGGGACAUCAAAUUGGAGAACUUUCUGAUCAACACAGACACCUCAGAGGUCAAACUUAUUGACUUUGACUGUGGUGACCUGAUGAAGACAACACAGUAUGACAGAUACACAGGCACUGUUCAAUAUUGCCCUCCUGAAGUGUUUGUCAGUGGGACGUAUCACGCUGGUCCUGCAACGGUGUGGUCACUUGGUGUCCUGCUGUUCAGGAUGGUUUGUGGAUACCUUCCCUUUGCUGACGAUGAGGAGGCCAUAAUAGGGAUUCUGGACUUAAAAGACGGCCUAUCUAAGGGUAAGAUAAAUGGGAGCGUCUGGGUAAAUGAGGCAUCCCUUUGA